GGAACCUGAAACAACAUAAUCUUGAAAGACCAAGCUCAAGCAAAGGUCCUCUGUUGUUUAAUUAGUAGCAUACAUGUUGAUUCAAUGCACCAAAAAGAUGAAAACAGAAUGAGAUUGUAUGAGACUAAGACCUUGAUCUUGAUAGAUAUGGAGAUGGAGUGAGAUAUGAUUGUAAAACCUUCUCAAGAUUUCUAGUCCUCUUUGAGCCAAAGCAUUUUGCCCUUUUUGUCUGACAUGGCUUAUUUCGGAUCAGAAAUCCAGGCCAACGGUUUGAGAAGAUACCAGGGCCUACAGCCUGUAGUUUGUUACAUAUUCCAUGGGAAAGAAAACAUGAAUCGCCAGAAAACAGUUAUAAAAGACCAAGUUUGAGCAAAGAUCCUUUGUUGUUUUAUUAGUAGCAUACAUGCUGUAUCAAUACACCGAAAAAGUAGAAGAUAGAAUGAGAUUGUUUGAGACCAAGUCCUUGAUCAUGAUGGAGAUGGAGAUGGAGUGAGAUAUGAUUAUAAAAUCCAUUUCAAGGUAUCUGGUCUAUUUGUCAUUCUUUGAAGACAAAGCAUUUUGCCCUUGUUGUCUGACAUGGCUAAUUUUGUAUAAAAAUCCAGGCAGUACUGGAAGUGCUUCUUCAUACAGGAAUUUAUCCUGAAGCUGUAAAUAGUAUUGUAUAUGACGGAUUCUUUCAAGAAAUUAUAGAUAUUUGGAGACAUAUGAAGAACAUGCUUAGCCACAAUUCAUGUUUCAGAAUAGCAGUGCAGGACGAACCUGAAGGGAUUGAAAUUUUUUAUGAGAAAAUCUAAACCAUUUUUAAUGGUAUUGACCUUUCCAACAACAGUUUCCAUGGGAGAAUACCAGAAGAAAUACAAUUUCUCAAAUCACUCAAAGUGCUUAACUUAUCCUAAAAUAGCUCUUUAGCCACUUUCCAUUAGCACUUGAGAAACUAAAAGACCUUGAGUCUUUGGACCUCUCACAGAACAAACUUUCUGGGAAGAUUCCUCCUCAACUUGCGAGUCUAACUUUCCUGGAAGCACUAAACCUGUCUUACGACCAACUUGAAGGGAGCUUACCACAAAGCAACCAAUUCAAUACAUUUUCAAAUGAUUCUUACAAGGGGAAUCCAAGAUUAUGUGGGCUGCAUUUGUCGAGGAAAUGUGAUGAAGUUGGUGUUCCAAUGCCCCUUCCAAAGAAAGAUGUAGAUUCAUGGGUAGAUGGCAUAUCUGUUUGGAAAAUUGCAUUGAUCGGUUAUGGUAGUGGAUUGGUUAUUGGUUUAUGUAUGGGAUAUACGGUGUUGAAUGAGUUCGGAAACAUAUGACUGGACAAAUUCAAAAGGAAAGGGCAAAGGAACAAGAGAAGCAUCAAAAUUCAUGUUUCAAAAUAGCUGUGCAGGAGAAACCAGAAACAAGAUAUGGUAUGUAAGGAAAGGAGACAGGCAUAACAACAAAUAAUCUUAAAAGACCAACAUUGAGCAAAGAUCCUUUGUUGUUAAAUUAGUAGCAUACAUGCUGUAUCAAUGCACCAAAAAAGACGAAGACCAAAUGAGAUUGUUUGAGACUAAGUCCUUGAUCAUGAUGGAGAUGGAGAUGGAGUGAGAAUCCGGUCUAUUUAUCAUUCUUUGAAGCCAAAUCAUUUUGCCAUUCUUGUCUGGCAUGGCUUAUUUUGUAUGAAAAAAUCCAGGCCAAUGGUUUGAGAAGAUACAAGGGCCUGCAGGUUGCUGUUUGUUACCUAUUCCAUGGAAAAGAAAGCAUGGAUUGCCAGGAUACAGUUAUACAUUCUUUGUAAAGGCUUAUUCUACUUAUCUGUAACUUAUGAGUUAUUAAAUUGCUGCUUCAGCUGCAUCUUAUGUGCGGUGACAGGUGUCCAAAACCAAAGGUGGUCGCUUACUAUGGAGCAUCAACAUAGAUUGUCUCCAUUGGUUGAGAAGACAAAUGCAGUAGUGGAGACAUCUGUUGGCAAGUCAAUCAUUGAACAUCGUAGGAUUUGUAGGAUCAAAAUAAUGGAGCAAAGUAAUCCGAUGAAAGGCAUGGUGGAUUCUUUCAAUGUUUCGGUGGCUGCAGGCAUAGUCAUGCACCGUGCUGUUUGUGACAGAAUAACUCUCCUGUAUUUAUUGCUGAAAUCGCACCAAAGAAACUAUAAACCGGCUUAUGAUCUGCAGUGGGGUAUCUGUUGCCUUCAUAAUAGGGCAGUUCUAACUUGGAGGGCUUUAGCAUUAACAGGUAAAAAGUUUCUUAUCCAUUUAUUCAAAGCACAAGGAUUCACAACAUUCUUCUGCAAAACCAUGUGUACUGUGUGUGUGAGUGUGUUUCUAAAGCUAGAUAAGACAAGCUGGGACUCACAAGUGGAGUGAUUGCAGGACUUAUUUCUUGUUGAAUUCUAGUCUUUGGACUCUUUAUCAUUCCAGAGUCUUCCAGAUGGCUGGUAUGAAAUAGCAGUGAAAAGAUAAUGGAAUCCUUUUUUUACCUUGAGUUAUAGUAACAUUAAAUGGGAAUUGGAUAAAAAUCUUAGAUUUA
Molecule: messenger RNA, 2501 nt
Organism: Durio zibethinus
Lineage: Eukaryota; Viridiplantae; Streptophyta; Magnoliopsida; Malvales; Malvaceae
Source: RefSeq, a predicted model, not a curated record